Ictalurus punctatus (channel catfish) is the source of this 2241-nucleotide messenger RNA. RefSeq names its product tumor necrosis factor b (TNF superfamily, member 2) (gene tnfb). NCBI's taxonomy places the organism in Eukaryota, Metazoa, Chordata, Actinopteri, Siluriformes, Ictaluridae. Gene Ontology annotation, molecular function: tumor necrosis factor receptor binding. The record is from RefSeq and is a predicted model, not a curated record. The transcript has 4 exons. The coding region runs from base 274 to 1008 and encodes 244 amino acids. Gene Ontology annotation, cellular component: membrane. Gene Ontology annotation, biological process: immune response.
GUGUGUGUGUGUGUGUGGGAGGGGUGGAGGUUGUGAGAGUGUUGGUGUGCCUGAGAACAAAAUCGUUCUUUCCCUUUUCAGACCAACUUCUGCUCCCCUGACAUCACUGGACUUUCCCCUUGUUUCUGAGAUAUAUAUAUUGUACUCCAUGAACACAUUCAGUACAACACGGUUUCCCACAGAUAUAACCUUCAACAGGUCUUGGGUCCAUUUAAAGUCUGGUGCUAUAAUAAUAAAUUACACUGAAGGUGAUAUUAAGAGACCAAGCACAGGAUGCAGAACUACAAGGUCGACACAGAAGCCGCUAUGGGAGAUGUUUACCAACCUACUGUGGAAGCCGUGAAGCCGUCCAGAUCUUCGAUGUGGAUGAUAGUUGGUGGUGUGGUCUUCCUUUCCCUCUGUGUGGUCGCAUCUCUCUGUUUUGCAUGGCAUUUCACGAAUAAGAAUCAAGGUGAGCUUUCCAUGAAGCUGCAAAGCACCACAAGCACAGAUCCAUCAGGUCAGCAAGAUAGCCUAACACAGAUCGCCAAGAGUACAAAGGCAGCCAUUCACCUCCAUGUUUCAGAUCGGCACCAUGAGAAAGGUUCUCCACGGUGGGCGAGUGGCAUGGACCUGUCCUUUACUAAAGGAGGUCUCAAGCUGGAGAACAACUCCAUCCUCAUUCCCCACGAUGGCCUGUACUUUGUCUACAGCCAGGCAUCGUUCAGCAUCUUCUGCAAAUCAAGUGAGGAAGAUAAUGACAGUAGCACCACACAUCUGAGCUACAGCGUUCUGUGGUCAUCGCUCACAUCACCAUCCAAAAAGAAGCGGUAUCUGCUUAGUGGAUUCAAAUCCGUGUGCCAAACCAAAACAGAGGAGCAGACAACUGGACAUCGCAUCUAUGAUUCCAUCUACCUUGGUGCCGUCUUUCAACUUUAUAAGGGGGACAAACUGUCAACGAAUACCAACCAUUUUACUGACAUCAUUGAACACAGUUCCAAAACCUUUUUUGGGGUGUUCGAGCUGUGAGAACGUUAACGGCUGCUUUCCGAGAUGGAUACUUGAUGACCAAUGUGAAGACAAAUUGUUUUAUGUUAAAACACUGACAUAAUAUAUUUCUCAGGGUGGUUUGUGAAAAUCACAUGAGGAACGUGAAAGUAAUAACUCUUGUAAACGUAAAAGUAAAUGUAAACAUGAUACAGUGUAUCAAAGUGCUGAAAGUUCUCCAUUGUACUUGCUUUAUUAUUGUGUAAUACCUAGUGUGUGUGACGUGUGUGUACUGAACUGAUAGAUAGGAGAGCACUACUCCUCUGUACUCUUCUUAGACCAGCAUGUUAAGCUUGUAUCUUAUAGCUCACUACAGAAACUGCUCAUGUCCAAAUCGAAUGUUGUAAUGAAUGCACAAUUUUUUUUUUAACUCAUUCAGUACAAGCAUUUUGUAUUUAUUAUUGUAUUAUUUGAAACAUUAUAUUAUGUAUUUAUUCAUUCAAACUCGCCUAUUUAUUAUUGUCAUUGUGUUUAUUUAAUGAAUGUGAAUAAAAUGCUUAAAAAGUGCAUGCAAGUGUACGGCAUUGUUUUUAAGCAAUACUGCAGCCUUUUUUAAGCCUAAUCUCUAUACAUCAUAUUUGUAUGUAUGAUUACAACAGACAAGAAUUUCACUUUAGCGAGAUAAGAAUGGAAAAACUCGUUACUCCAAACUUACUUAUAAUGGAAGUCUAAAGGCAAGUAUUGUUGUAGUCAAUAAACGUUGAUAACACUUUCAUUAACUUUUCAGUCAGAGGUAUUUGUACAGUAAAUCAAGCUCUAAACCUGUAUAAAACAUCCCUUCAAAGAGGUUGGUACAUUUUUCAGAGGCAAAGAUUUGUGGUUAUGCUGUAUUUAUAUAGUCCAUGCUUAUUAAACAUUGGAAGUACCUUAGUUUCAGCCUGAUGGCUUGCAGACGCCUCAAGAUCUUAGGGGAAGUAAGUAUAAAUAUGAUAUACUAUUUUGCCCCAGUCUUGAAAAGUAGGGAAAAACUACAAAAAACAGCUUUGGUAAGACUCAAUCGAGGCCAACAACUGCCAUUAACUAUUGAGGAAAACUUUUUCUGUUAUUUUCUCAGUACAGUGAGUUCUUCUUUGUUGUAAUCACACAUUUGCUACAUAGUUAACGCUUUAUUUUAAGUAACACAUAGUAGGUGUUAAAUUUAUAUCUGUUGUUUGUUCAGUACAGCCCAAAUUAGACUAGGCUAUUCACUAUAAAUUAGACUUUAUUCAUAAAUAC